This is a messenger RNA of Volvox carteri f. nagariensis, 2529 nucleotides long. RefSeq lists its product as uncharacterized. Gene Ontology annotation, cellular component: nucleus; cytosol. Gene Ontology annotation, molecular function: ATP binding; pantothenate kinase activity. The record is from RefSeq and is a predicted model, not a curated record. Gene Ontology annotation, biological process: coenzyme A biosynthetic process. NCBI's taxonomy places the organism in Eukaryota, Viridiplantae, Chlorophyta, Chlorophyceae, Chlamydomonadales, Volvocaceae. The transcript is spliced from 15 exons. The annotation marks the transcript as partial.
CCCAGCAUCCAACUUCCCAACCAGGAUGCCGAGUAUGUUAGCCACAUUGCAAUUGACAUCGGUGGAUCACUCAUCAAGCUCGUUUACUUCUCUCCUGACCCGAUCGACACGGGAAGCGCGGGUGAAGGGGAUACGCCGUCGGGGUCGCCUCCGGUCAACUCGGAGGGCUUGUCGCAGGCCUCGUCUCGGUCGCCGCAACAAAACUCCCAGCGCGGCAAGCUCCACUUUGUGAAAUUCGAGACGAACCGUGUGGAGGACGCCAUCAACUUCAUAGAGGCCAAGGGGCUGCACCGGUACUGCGGGAGGAACGGAACCAAGGAGAUGCGGGUCAAGGCAACGGGCGGCGGUGCCUACAAGUAUGCUGACGUGUUCAAGGAGCGCCUGGGGGUGGUGCUGGAGAAGGAGGACGAGAUGGCGUGUCUUGUGUCGGGAUGUAACUUCCUGCUCAAGGCCAUCCACCAUGAGGCGUUCACGUACGAGGCGGGGGCGACCACCUUUGUGCCGACUAAUGAGGACAGCGACCUGUACCCGUACUUGUUGGUCAACAUUGGUUCCGGAGUUAGCAUGGUCAAAGUCAGCGGCGAUAACCUGUUUGAACGGGUCAGCGGCAGCAGCAUCGGCGGCGGCACCUACUGGGGCUUAUGUCAGUUGCUGACUCAGCGAACCAACUUUGACGAAAUGCUGGAACUGAGUGUACGGGGAGACAACUCCAGUGUUGACAUGUUGGUGGGAGACAUCUACGGAGGCCGGGACUACGCCUCCAUUGGGCUCUCCGCCACCACCAUUGCCAGUAGCUUUGGAAAGGUCGUCACCCAGGAUAAGUCACUGGCCGACUACAAUCCGGCCGACAUGUGUUUGGCGCUGUGCCGUAUGGUGGCGUACAACAUUGGACAGCUGGCCCACAUGAAUGCCGUACGACACGGCAUCAAGAGGAUAUUUUUUGGGGGUUUUUUCAUUCGAGGACAUCCGUACACCAUGGAGACCAUCAGUUACGCCAUUCGCUUCUGGUCCAAGGGGGAGAUGGCCGCGAUGUUUCUCCGGCACGAGGGGUUUCUGGGGGCGGUGGGGGCCUUCCUCAAGGUGCACCCCAUCAUGGGGGUGGGGGGCGGGGUCCGGGCUCGCUUUGUGGAGCGGUUCUCAAUGGGUGCUCCCCUCACCGGGGGGGCGGUGGUGGGACCCGCCAUACGCGACGUGUCGGAGAAGGUCAAGUGGGUUGAGAAGUUUGUGGGGGAGGGGGGGCAGGGGAAGGCCCCGGUAUCAUUGUCCGAUUUCGCCUUUCACGGCCUCCCCCGCUUCCUUUCAACCUCGUUCCUUGGACUUGGGAAUAUGUCAAUCCCGCUAUCUCUCCAGCCACAACACCUCCCUCCUCCCCCCUCUGUCACCUCUCUUCCCACUUCCCCCCCCACCUCUCUCCCUGCCCCCCAACUUUUCUCCCCGCCCCCAACACACGCCUCCCCCCAACACACGCCUCCCCCCAACACACGCCUCCCCCCAACACACGCCUCCCCCCAACACACGCCUUCCAGGGCAUUCGGUGCCCAUCUGGACCGCCUGCAGUCCGAGCCCGGUUGCUACGGCGCCCUGGGGCUGGCGGAGCUGUUCACCAUGAGGGAGGAGUGUCUGCGGGAGUUUGGUUUCGGAGACGUGUACCGCCUGGACAAGCAGCGUGAGAACGCCGCCGCCCUUGCCGUACUCCCCGACUUGCUCCGGGAGUUGGACGCCGAGGAGCCCCUCUCCAGCCGCCUGCUCAGUCUGGUCGAGGGGGUGUUGGCGGCCAACAUCUUUGACUGGGGCAGCCAGGCGUGUGUGGCGCUCUACCGCAACGGCACCAUCCUCGACAUCUACCGCUCAGCCCGACUGCGGCUCUCUAAACGUCCCUGGGCGCAGGAGGAGGAGGAGGAGAAGGGGGAAAGGAAGGACGGGGCGGCAGCAGUGGCGAAGCCGCCGCCGCCGCCGCCGCCGCCGCCUUACCGUCGUGUGAUGAUGUUUGUGGAUAACAGUGGUGCCGAUAUUGUACUGGGCAUGUUGCCCUUUGCCCGGGAGAUGUUGAAGCUUGGGUGUGAGGUGGUGCUGGUGGCGAACUCGCUUCCCGCCAUUAACGACAUAACGGCUCCGGAGCUGCGGGCGUUACUCAGUACGGCGGCGGCGGUGUGCCCCGUCAUUAAGGCGGCUCGGGAGGCGGCAAUUAAGCCGGCGGUAGCUGGUCCCCUGGGACACCGCCAGCAGCAGCAGCAGCAGGGGGCUCUGUACGUGGUGGCUAAUGGACAGGGGAGUCCGUGUCUGGAUCUAAGACGGGUGCCCGACCGCCUGGGCGAGGCGUGUGUGGGAGUGGACUUGCUCGUCAUUGAGGGCAUGGGCCGUGCCAUCCACACCAACCUCAACGCCAAGUUCACAUGUGACGUUCUCAAACUGGCCAUGAUCAAGACGGAGAGGUUGGCCAAGAAGCUUUUCAACGGAGCUCUGUACGACUGUGUCUGCAUAUUUGACCAGGUCAAAGUCAACGAUGCGGACGAGGAAGAAGGGAGCUGA